UCAUUUUAUUAGUAAAUAACAGCCGAAGCCGCUGUCUGCGUGCGUAUUUUACACAGCCGAAUAGAUUUACAAGAAGCACGGAAAGAUUUCACUGCAAUGGCAGGGGAGCAGAAACGUAACAGCACUUUAGAACCGUUUAUUCUGCUGGCCAAAAACACGAAGGGGGCAGCGCUAAUAGCCCUUAUUAAUCAGCUGCUGGAGGCCCCAGGGGUCUACGUCUAUGGAGAGUUUCUGGAUCUGCCUCACGUCCAGGAGGUUUCCAAGGGUCCUAACAAGGAAUAUUCCCAGUUAUUAAAUAUAUUUGCUUAUGGAACUUAUCUCGACUAUAAAGAAAAUGAAGUCAGCCUUCCUCCACUAACAGAUCUCCAGAAGAACAAACUGAGGCAGCUAACCUUUGUCAGUCUGGCUGGUUCUGUGCAGUGUAUCCCAUACUCCAUGCUGCUUCAGGACCUCGAGCUGAGAAGCCUGCGGCAGCUGGAGGACCUGUUCAUUGACGCCGUCUAUGCUGACGUAAUCCGUGGGAAGCUGGACCAGCGCAGGCAGCUGCUGGAGUUGGAAGCCUGCAUUGCCCGGGAUGUCCGACCCAGGGAGAUGGGUCACAUCGCCCGCACCCUGCAGGAGUGGUGUAGAAGCUGCUGGUCUGUAAUGAGCGCCGUGGAGUUGCAGGUCGACAGGGUCGGCCAGUUUCGAGCAAGGCGUCUCCAGAGUUCAGCAGCUCAUGAAGGCUGAGGCGGGGGCGCGUCAUGGAGUGGGGGCCAAGGGUUUCUGACAUCCAGAAGUUGCUGAUAACCACACCUG
Messenger RNA from Paramormyrops kingsleyae, 798 nucleotides. RefSeq names its product COP9 signalosome complex subunit 7b-like. Lineage: Eukaryota; Metazoa; Chordata; Actinopteri; Osteoglossiformes; Mormyridae. Gene Ontology annotation, biological process: COP9 signalosome assembly. Gene Ontology annotation, cellular component: COP9 signalosome. The record is from RefSeq and is a predicted model, not a curated record.